Molecule: messenger RNA, 1040 nt
Organism: Culex quinquefasciatus (southern house mosquito)
Lineage: Eukaryota; Metazoa; Arthropoda; Insecta; Diptera; Culicidae
Exons: 3
Coding region: 33-1040 (335 amino acids)
Biological process (GO): tissue regeneration; cell adhesion
Cellular component (GO): membrane
Source: RefSeq, a predicted model, not a curated record
UGAGUACGUACUAGUUUGGAACCUCGUUCAGGAUGGACACUAACCGCCAGUUGCUCUUUCUAGGGUUCAGCUUCGGAGCGAUUCCGUUCUUCGGCGAUAGUAUGAGCUAUCAGGUCUCCGAAGAGCGCCAUGAGGACACCACGGACCUGUAUCAACCAGAGCGGCCACCGCGGAAAUCCAGCCCGGAACCAUUCUACGAAAACACCGGACCACCUGCCCUGCCCGUGUUUGGCCGCAGGACACGAAGUGACCUGAACUUGGCACAAACCAACAGUGGCACCUCCGACGGGUACGUGGAACCGGAAACGUUGAAAGCCUCGUCGGCGGCCAUCGUGCCACUGUCCUCAACCAAGCCCACCGUACGAAUCCGCAGCAUACCAUCGGUUCUGCCACCGAUUCCACCGCGACCUCCGCUCGACUCGGACGCCCAGUCGGACGUCACCGACCGACGAGCCAUCUCCGAGACGCACCCGUACGACAUCUCCAAGAGCAUCGCCGAGUCCGCGAUGGACAUUUCACUGCUGACGGCCAACGCCAACCAGCUGCGGCUUCUCAUAACCUACAACCAGGGCUCGCAGACGUACCUGGCCUGCAUCACGUUCAUCAUCAUGUCCCUGGUGCUGCAGAUGCUGGUGGCCGUCAGCAUGAUCAUCGUUUCGCUCACCAAGAAGAACCUUCGGGAAGCAACGCGGCAGAAGCUCAAAAUCAUCACCUCCGUCGGGGUGGCCAUCAUUACGAUGAUCAACAUCCUGGUGGCAUCGCUGGUCGUGGCCGAACAGAACCCAGCGACAAUGGCUGGAAUGAUGGCGAUAGAUGCGGUUACGAUGGCCAGUGUCAGUUCAACCUCAGCAGGGACCACGACGACGCCGAUGGCCAUCAUCAGCAGUGAAGCGGCUGUGAUUAACUAUCAGCCGUACGAAGCCGACCUGCAGACAUACACAUCUGGGCCGGUGUCCGAAAUCAACGAGCUGGUGAAAAAGACCAACGAAAACCUUGAAGCCAUCACACACUGGGCGAAAGGACAUCUGCCUCUAUCCUAA